Messenger RNA from Harpia harpyja (harpy eagle), 684 nucleotides. RefSeq names its product natriuretic peptides B-like. Gene Ontology annotation, molecular function: hormone activity; hormone receptor binding. The transcript has 3 exons. Gene Ontology annotation, biological process: receptor guanylyl cyclase signaling pathway; negative regulation of systemic arterial blood pressure; cGMP biosynthetic process. Gene Ontology annotation, cellular component: nucleus; extracellular region; cytoplasm. NCBI's taxonomy places the organism in Eukaryota, Metazoa, Chordata, Aves, Accipitriformes, Accipitridae. Bases 132 to 563 code for a protein of 143 amino acids. The record is from RefSeq and is a predicted model, not a curated record.
GGGCAGAGAGUAGGGAUAUAAGGAGAGGCAUCCAUGGGCAAAGCAGCGACACGGUGCCCAGCUGGGUUAGGAUAGGAUAGGAUAGGAUAGGAUAGGAUAGGAUAGGAUAGGAUAGGAUAGGAUAGGAUAGGAUGCAGCUCCCGACUCUCUGCUGUGGGGCCUCGCUGCUGCUGCUGGUCCUGCCAUGGGCAGGAGCGCAGCCGGCCGGCGGCGAGCACGGUGCGGAGCUGCGGUCCCUGCAGGACCUCCUGGAGGCGCUGGGGCAGCUCCAGGAGGAGGAAGGGGAACCGGGUCUGGAAGACGAACCGAUGGCCGGGGCUGAGGACGGCGGCUCCGAGUGGGACCUCCCGGGGGCGGAGAGCGGCCCGCCGGGUGCCCCGCUCCCGGCGCCCAGCCCCCCCCAGCCGGCGGAGGGGCAGAACCAGUGGAGAAGCCUCCUCUCCUCCUACAGACGGAGGCACUUCUCCGGCUGCUUUGGGACGAGGAUGGAGAGGAUCGGCGCGCAGACGGGGCUGGGAUGCAACCAGUACAAAGCCCGUUUCUGGAGGAGAGGGAGAAGCUGAAGCCGGGACCAGCUCCCAAGCGCUUCCUGAGCCUCCAGGCCGGUGCCCAGCAGCCAGUCAGGCUCCCCCUCGGGGCCUCCGCGGGGGUGGGCGAUGGAGCAAUAAACUUUUGUACAAAGCC